GCCGCUGUUCGUGUUGUCGUACUGUUGUCAGCCCGGCAAGCUGCGUCACGCGCUGCACGUGCCGGCGCUGUCCGUCCGGCUGCUGCCGCUGCGGGUGGCGCUGUCGGAGCCCUUCCUGUGGCGGCUGGUGGGCUGGGGGGAGGCGCUGGGCAGUGCGGGGGGUGGUGGAGGAGGUGGUGCAGUGCAGUCCCGCUCCCCCGCCUCCCCCGCCUCCCCCGACCUGCCUCUGCUGCUGGACGUGUUGAGUCUGGAGGAGGUGCGGCUGCGGGUGUCCUUCCGCCCCGACGCGCGCAGCCGCCCCCGCUGGGCCGCCGGCAGCGGGCUGGUGCGGCUGGGGCUUGAUCUGGCCUGCCUGGAGGACCUGCCGCUGGAGCUGCCGGGUACGGAGCUGGAGUACGUGCGGAUGCCUCGCUCGCAGCUGCUAGGGCAGCUGGCGGCACGGGUGCAGGAGCGCAUCUUCUCCAUCGCCCUGGCGGUUCUCCGCAACUACGGUCUGGUGGGCGGACUGAGCAAGGUGCUGGCGGUGUCUUCCGCGGGGGUAGCGCAGCUGGCAG
Astrephomene gubernaculifera is the source of this 554-nucleotide messenger RNA. Lineage: Eukaryota; Viridiplantae; Chlorophyta; Chlorophyceae; Chlamydomonadales; Astrephomenaceae. The record is from the annotation of a GenBank genome assembly.